Molecule: messenger RNA, 207 nt
Organism: Cladophialophora psammophila CBS 110553
Lineage: Eukaryota; Fungi; Ascomycota; Eurotiomycetes; Chaetothyriales; Herpotrichiellaceae
Exons: 1
Coding region: 1-207 (68 amino acids)
Source: RefSeq, a predicted model, not a curated record
AUGCAACAAUGUGCCCAAAUCUCCGUUAUUGGAAGAGCAACCACCGUGGCUGCCGACACCACGACUAGGAACCCGAAGUCCACCAAAGGCCCAAGCAAGACUUCAUCCAAGGCUAAGCCCAAGUCGACGAAGGCGACCAAGACCACUUCUAAGGCAAAGGAGACCCCCCAGACGCCAUUUGAUCCUUUGGCGGCCCUCAUCAUUUGA